Molecule: messenger RNA, 1188 nt
Organism: Capsella rubella
Lineage: Eukaryota; Viridiplantae; Streptophyta; Magnoliopsida; Brassicales; Brassicaceae
Product: probable 2-oxoglutarate-dependent dioxygenase AOP1
Exons: 3
Coding region: 196-1167 (323 amino acids)
Molecular function (GO): dioxygenase activity
Source: RefSeq, a predicted model, not a curated record
UGAACUUUUUAUAUUAUAAAGAUAAAGACAAUGUACUGUAGUCUUUCUAAGUUUCUAUAUUAGAGACAAAGCAAUGUGUUGUCAUGAUGUAAGAAACGUGUAGGUGUUGUUUGUUUACUUUUCCCCACUCUCUAUAAUAUAAGGCUAAGUGUAGUGGUCAUUAAAAGAAACAGAAGAGGUUUGUGAUCACAACAGAUGAUGAGUUUGGAAACCAAACCAGCUCUUCAGCUCCCGGUCAUUGAUUUCACAAGCCGAGAUCUAAAGCCAGGAACUGUCGAGUGGGAGUCGGUGAGAGGUGAUGUGAGGAGAGCUCUGGAAGAAUACGGAUGCUUCGAAGCCUUGUUCGAUAAAGUCACUGUCGAGCUUCGGAAGGCGGUCUUUGAGGCCUCGGAAGACCUUUUCGGGUUACCAAUAGAGACAAAACAGAGAAUUGUGUCUGAUGUUAAGUACAGAGGAUAUGUUGGUCAGAAUCCUACAACUCCUCUGUAUGAAGGAGUAGGUAUUGACGUUGCAGACAAUGAAGAGCAAGUCAAAGCCUUUACUCAGAAGCUCUGGCCUCAAGGCAACAUGAGUUUCAGUGAGACGGUUCUGUCAUUUACCAAGCAUGUAUCAGAACUGGACUUCAAGAUCAGGAGAAUGGUUAUGGAGAGUUUCGGGAUAGACGAAAACUACGUAGACAAACAUCUGAAAUCGACGAAAUGCCUAAUGCGGAUGAUGAAAUACAGAGGAGUGGAUGAAACAGAGGAGGAGUUAGGCAUGGAGGCUCAUACAGAUAGGAAUGUUCUCACCAUAGUUUGCCAGAACGAUGUAAUAGACGGACUAGAAGUGAAAACCAAAGACGGUAGACACUGGAUCAAAGCCAAUCCUUCUCAAGAUUCUUCAUUCCUUGUCAUUGGUGGAAGUAUUCUACAUGUACUGUUGAAUGGCCGGGUACAACCCGCGGUUCACCGCGUGGUAAGGAUGGGGACGGAAACAAGAUACUCGGCUGGACAUUUCUCUAUGCCAAACACAGAAGAGUUGAUAUAUGCACCGGAUGAGAUGGUUGAUGCAGCGUUUCCUCGCCUCUUUAACCCUUUUGGUUUUGAAGCAUACUAUAAGUUCACCUGUGAGGGAUCUGGAAGGAGAGAUCUAUCUGCUCUUAAGACUUAUUGUAGCCUCUUAAAAUAAAUAAAAACUUCUUUCUGUUAA